UCGGGAAAAAUGGAAAAAUUAGACCAUCAAGGUUUUGAUUACCGGUAGAGACUCGUGAUGGUCCUCAGAAGAAAGCGAGCUGAAGGGUUGAAAAGAAUCGAGAAAUCGUCUCGGCGUCAAGUUAUUGGCACCACUUUUGAAACUGGAACGUAUGGCGAAAGAGGAUGCCUCGAACAAAUGACGCAAACGAUCGCAAGAACAAUGGAGAAUCAAUGAUACCAGACGGCCUUUUACCAUCGUAUUUGGCCACUGCUUUUGGAGAUAUCUACGACAGAGAUGGACUUGCGAUAUUUGGUAGUGGGCUUGGAUGGUUGGAUCUUAUGGCCGCAUUCGUUCGAUUCUAUGCAGACACCGAGGAGGGCCAUCUUCCCAUUGUUCAAGAAGAGGAGAAGGAUGCUACUGGCCGGAUCAAGACAACGAAGAAACCUCUCGUGUUAGUCCUAGGAUUGCGCGACGACGAACACGAGACGCUUACUGCGAUGUUGGAAACGUGGGGCACGCCAGACGAGAUGAUGCCGACCAUCAUUACAAACGAGAGUGGACAAGGAAAGGAUCGAAUGCAAAUGUACCAGCGGGGUGGUGUAUUUUGUAUAACAUCUCGCAUACUGAUUGUCGACUUACUUGACAACACUCUCUCAUCGAAGGAUGUAGAUGGCAUGCUGAUAGGACACGCGGAUCACGUAAACAACGAUUCAACCGAAGCAUUCAUAAUCCGGAUCUACACGAGUCAAAAGCGAAGAGAUCAGUGCUUCAUCAAGGCGUUUACUGACAACCCCGAAUAUUUGCUCUCUGGAUUUGCCAAAAUUGACAAGACACUUAAGGCACUCCAGGUUCGUCACCUGUAUCUUUAUCCGCGAUUUCACGAUUCCAUUAAAAAAGAAUUGGAACAAAAUACGCCUCACGUACAGGAGCUUCAUCAAGAUCUAUCUCCUUCCAUGAAGGACAUUCAGAGUGCCAUUGUUGCAGCUGUCCAGACCUGCAUGAAAGAACUGAAAAGCUCAACACCUUUUCUCGAGUGGAUAGGCGAUGAUCUUUCCAUUGAGAACUGUGUCACUUCAGCCUUUGACCGCGCGGUUUCUAGGCAAUUGGAAAAGGACUGGCAUCGUCUGAAACCACAAACCAAACAGCUGGUUCAGGACUUGAGAACGUUGAGGGCCCUCUUUGCGUCCUUGAUACAAUACGACUGUGUUAGCUUUUGGAAACUGAUCUCUUCAAUCAAAACCAUGAGUGCGGCAUCGAGACACCCAGCGAUGUGGCUGUUGACACCCGCAGCAGAUUUGCUCUUUCGACGUGCCAAAGAACGAAUCUAUAAGGUUCAUCGUCCAAAACCCACAGAAACUAUACCCAAUCCAGUGGGUAAGUUGAUACCUGUGUUGGAAGUAAAUCCGAAAUGGAAACUCCUGAAAAACGUUUUGUUGGAGAUCAAAGAAAUCGAGUCCAAGGGUGAGCAAUCGAGUACUCUUCGUGAACAACCAGCAACAAUCCUAGUUGUUGUUAAAGAUGAGCGAACUGUAGAUGCGGUCAAGUCGUUUCUAGUUGAUGGGAGAGAUAGAACGAUGGUGAGUCUGGUUUUGAUAUCUUUGUUUCGUAUUGCAAUGUAUUGUAAAACAAUCUGAUUUGUGUUGAUCUUUUGGAAGACUUUGCGCUGGCACAAGUAUCUAGAGCAGUGCAAUGAUCGAUCGCGGUCGAUCAUCAAUGGAAAAAUGGCGGAAGAAAGUCGUCUUCUUUUAGAGGAAGAAAGUCGAGUGUGGAGAAUUCUCUAUGGAAACAAGGGACACAAAAAGAAACCUCAACAAAAUGGAAAGGACCGAGCGAGGAAACUCAACGAGGUUCCAGAGUAUCUCAGAAAGCGACGCAGGAUUGCUGUUGAGCAGGGCAGAGGACGAGAUAUGACUGGAACCAACGAAGAUAGGGAAAGGCAGGCAAUUUUAGAGGAAGCAGUAGAAGAGACGGAACAAGACCUAGAAAAAUUUCGAAAGACCGCCGAGGAGGAGUUGAAGGAGGAAGAGGAAGAGGAAGAUAUAAUAUUCAAUACGAUGUUCCAACCGUCAUUUAUUGAGGAACCAAGAGUGGUCAUCAAGAGCUUAUCGGGAAUUGAUAAGUCUGCUGUCGGAUUAGUUCUCGCUGAUUUGAACCCCGAUUAUGUAGUCUUGUACGAUUACGACAUAAGCUUCGUCCGAUCUGUGGAAGUCUUUGCAGCAUUGAAUCCUCUGAAAAAAGAAAAUCGCCUCAAGGUUUAUUUUCUGAUGUUUGCGGCAAGUUCCGAGCAAAAGGUUUUUCUUAAAGCCCUGGAGCGCGAACAAAGUGCAUUCGAAAGACUUAUUCACCACAAGAAGACGAUGCCUCCACCGGUGAUACAGGUGGAGGGCACACAGGAAAUGCAGCAUGCUCUAGCGACCGGCAGCGUUGCGGGAACAUACAGCAACGGGAGCUUGCCCCUGUCGAUGGAUACGAGAAGGGGAGCUGGGAAAUCCAAGGCAGAAAAACGCGAUAUUGCGGUGGAUGUUAGAGAAUUCCGGUCCGCCUUGCCGAGCAUUUUACACAGAGGGGGGAUGCGAAUAGCUCCGGUAACGUUGCUCGUUGGAGAUUUCGUACUGAGCAAUGUGCACUGCGUCGAACGAAAGAGCAUCAGUGACUUAUUUGGUAGUUUCGCAAGCGGUAGAUUGUACGUUCUUCCGAUUUUACUUCGAUCAAAAUAUCGAAUAAACUGUCCAUCAUCAUUCGAUUAAGUCACAUUCAAUUUUCCCUAACGAAUCUUUAUUUCCUAUCUAUUGUGAUUUUUAUCCGUUGUGUGAAAUAGAUACAACCAGGCGGAGCAAAUGUCGAAAUAUUACACCUG
This is a messenger RNA of Pseudo-nitzschia multistriata, 2839 nucleotides long. NCBI's taxonomy places the organism in Eukaryota, Bacillariophyta, Bacillariophyceae, Bacillariales, Bacillariaceae. The record is from the annotation of a GenBank genome assembly.